Molecule: messenger RNA, 724 nt
Organism: Diabrotica balteata
Lineage: Eukaryota; Metazoa; Arthropoda; Insecta; Coleoptera; Chrysomelidae
Source: the annotation of a GenBank genome assembly
GACUGAAAUUGAGGUUCUUAUUUAAUCCUAUUCUCUUAUCAUUUAGCUGCUAACUCAUAGUAACGACUUUCAAAAAGUCACGGAAUCUAUACCCCAAUUAAUGGAAGGCCUUCAACUUAUCUGGGUACUAUCAGGAUACUAUAAUACUGACGAAGUUAUGGUUCCGUUUAUGGAGAGAAUAGUAUGGUGUCUAUUAGAAAAGGUCAGAAAUGCGCUAAACAAUGAAAUGUUAUUCAGACAUCCCAUUGAUACGGUAAGAAAAUUAACCAAUGAUGCAAGGGAAAUGUUAGAAACGUGGCAAACCGCCUAUUUAAAAACUCGGCAAAAAAUUGAAGAUUCCGGAAAAGGUCAACGUUGGGAAUUUGAUAAGAAGAAGCUUUUCGGUGCAUCUAAUUACAUGGCUCGUGUUUGUAGAGAUCUGAAUGAAGUGGCUACGAUCAUCUAUCAGUUUAAAAAUAUUUUUGGACCUGAGCUGAGAUCUAUUGUCAGCGAUCCACAGAGUAUAGACAAUGUUGCUAAACGAGUUGAUAAACUGGUCGUCCAGAUUGAGAAUACUGACUUUGAUAUUUUUGAUUUAAAUAGCAGUGAGAAUUGGGAAGCGAUCAUGGGACACUUUUACAAGGAGGUGCGUCAACUUGAAUUAGAAGGUGUCAGCUUUAUUGACCAAAGCUUUAAAAUGAUUAGGUAUGUACUUGUCAAAUGUGUUUUUUCAAAAUGUGUUUAA